Tripterygium wilfordii is the source of this 2067-nucleotide messenger RNA. RefSeq names its product B3 domain-containing protein At1g49475-like. Gene Ontology annotation, molecular function: DNA binding. Lineage: Eukaryota; Viridiplantae; Streptophyta; Magnoliopsida; Celastrales; Celastraceae. The coding region runs from base 736 to 1608 and encodes 290 amino acids. The transcript is spliced from 4 exons. The record is from RefSeq and is a predicted model, not a curated record.
AGAGACGGGAGAUAUUUUAGUGGGUAGAUUAACGCCACAGAUGACAAAUGAGUCAUUGUAUGCUCCCGAAGAUAGGUUAUUAUGAGCCAUACUUGACAUUCAGGUGUCAAGUUCAAAGGAAACUUGUCUAAAACUCCCUACAGGGUCCUAGUUAUUGAUCUUAGAUGGGUCCAGGAAAAAGUGGGUUUGGAUUCUAAUUCAGAAACAAUUCUAAUCUGCUGGGUAUUUCAAUUAGGCAGGGUUUUGAGGUUGUGAUUGCAAUUCCAACUUGUUUGAUGGGUUGUAUUGAGGGGUGUUAAUGGGGUCCAGCAAUGGGUUAUGGUCAUUUUUCAGAUUUCCUUUUAUUGCUUCAUGUUAAAUUUGAAUAGCUUUAUUGAAUAGGGAGAAGGAACAACAAGAGAAUAGAAUAAAUUUGUAUAAUUAGAAAUCAACCUUGGACACUACACACUCAGAAAAAGAAAAGGUUGAGGCUUUAAAUGGAUUUAGCUGUGGGUUUUGAACAAGUUUGCAGUUAAAAGUAAUAAUUGAAGAAAUACACCUGCAAAUCUUUCAUCCAUGUAUGGAAACAAAAGUAAUGAAUACCCAUAAACUCCAGUUUGAAUAGUAGAAAAGCACAUGGCUUGUGAUGUAAGAACAAAUAAGUGUCUUAGUUUGAUAGCUUUGUUUGCUGAAUAGAAGAGACUCCUCUCCUUCUCGUUCCCCUUCCCUCUCCCCUGUGUCUGUUGUGAGAAUUUUAUGCUCUACACCUCAUCCUGCACUUUCAUUGCCAUCAUGCCUAGACAAUGGGAAUUCGGAUCCGGAUCCGGCGGCCGGCAGCAAUCGAAGUUUUCAAAAGGGAAAACAUUCCAGUUCUUCCAGAUUAUCCUUGAGGAUUCCAUCCAAGAGAAGAAGCUGAAACUCCCAUUGAAAUUCACACAGAAAUUCGGAGUUGAACUUUCAGAGUUUGCCAUCCUCACUGUCGCGGAUGGUGCUGUUUGGCAAGUAGGAUUGACAAAAAGCAGUAGCCGAAUUUGCUUUGAUGAAGGCUGGGAUGAAUUCACAGUACAUUAUUCACUCAGCCAUGGACACUUCAUAGUCUUUGCUUAUGAAGGAGAUUCUGCGUUCAACGUCCACAUAUUUGAUAAGUCUGCGUGUGAGAUUGUUUAUCCACAUGUUGAUCUAGUGGAAGUUGAUUUUCCAGCCGAUAAGGAAGAUGAAGAUGAUCCACCAACUCCGAUUACUCAUCGCCAAUAUCGUAGUAGACAGUCGAACGUGUCUGAAGGGAGCAGAAGGGCAUUGGAUGCUGCUAAAGCAAUGAAGCCAAAGAAUCCCAGUUUCAUGAUUGUCAUGAAACCAUGUGAUCUGCAUAGAAAAGCAUUACAUGUUCCUGCCUUAUUUGCAAGGUAUCAUCUGAAUGGGAAGCCAACCAACAUGACAGUUGUGGCUUCUACUGGAAGAGAAUGGACACUCAACGUGCGCGAGACGAAAGAUGGUGCCCUACUCUUUUCAGGUGGAUGUUCUCAAUUUAUUGCGGACAACAAGUUGAAGAACGGGGACAUUUGUGUGUUCGAACAAAUAACGAAGGAUGUUUCCUUGGAAGUAACUGUGUUUCGUGCAUCUCCAGAGUAAAGCUUGAGUAUGCAUGCAGUAUCUUGGCUUUUCUGUUGAUUUGAUAGGUAUACUCCAUAUGCAAACGUUUGUGUGAUUUCGCGGAUCUUUUGAAGGAAGCCUAGAGGUAUCUGUUGAUCUUAACUCUCUGUGAAGAAAGUAGAAAAACUAUAUUCUUGAAGGGAGCUAUAGCUAGCAUUUCUGCCAUAGCCCGUUUAACGGGAUUUGCCUGUUAACUUGUAGGAGUAGAAUGUUAACUUUCUUGAAAGUAUUUAGGAUUAUUGAAAUGACCAGAGUCUAAUGGUAUAAAAUUACUUUCAUGUUUUUUUUACUAUCUAGUUUGUAGUCUGGAAAUUUAAAAUGUCUACCAUUUCAGCUACGAUUCUGCAUUAAGGUUAUAGUUUUCAGUUCCCUUUAGUCUUGGUUGAUACAAUGGUAACAAUUUUUGACUGUGAAAUGCAAUAUUAGAGUCUACAAGAA